CAUCACCGUCUGUGAAAAGAAAUGGCUUGGUUGUUGGUGGCAGUGUUUCUCAUUGUCCUUCUUUACAAGGCAGGCCGAGCUUGUCUACCAGUAAUAUCAACAAUGAUAAACCUACAGCAUAUAAAUCUACUGUCGUAAAGUUUGGUGUGCAAGGGAUAUUUUAUACAAUAAAUAUCCUAACCAUUCUUUGGUUCAUAUGGCGUUACAGAGGAGAGCCUAUACUUCACUUACCUGAGGAAUGGGUGUGGCCUCUAGGAAAAAUUGUAGCUUUUCCCACUGGGAUUCCAGGUGCUGUGGGCUUCACAUUCUGGCUGGUGGUGUGUAGAACUGUUGUAAAUAAAGGACUUACUUGUGUAACAAGCUGAUGGAAAGGAAUUGUAACACUGCUCACUCAAGUGACUCCACCAAGACUUGGACUGCUAGUACUACACUUAAAGGAAGUCAUCCGUGCAAGUGACUCCACCAAGACUUGGACUGCUGGCACUGCACUAACUUAGAGGAAAGCCAUUAGAACAAGUGACUCCAGCAAGAUUUGGACUGUGAGUACUACACUAACUUAGAGAAAAGCCAUUAGAACAAGUGACUCCAGCAAGAUUUGGACUGUGAGUACUACACUAACUUAGAGAAAAGCCAUGAGAACAAGUGACUCCAGCAAGAUUUGGACUGCUGGCACUGCACUAACGUAAAGGAAAGCCAUGAGAACAAGUGACUCCAGCAAGAGUUGAAACUGUUUUUACGGCUUGGUUCUCCACUUGCCAGAGUUGGUGUUUAUCACUCAUGCUUUCCAACCUGCCUGCAGACAUUCAAAUCAAGGAGAAUUUCUUAACGUUUUAAUCAGGAGGAAAGGAUUUAUGGAUAGCAAAGGCAUAUUCCUGUGGAUGUGGCAAGGUGUCAUACUUAUUGCAAAAUUUUUUUGCAGAUUCAUGGGUAGACAGAAUGUCUGUUUAGUGUUUCUUUCAGAUGUAGACUGAAGUGCAUGUGUCCAAAACAUUUUGUUUUGUUAUCCCCGCACUUUUGAGACAAAAGUCAGGGAUCAUGUAAUUGUCCGUGCGUCUGUGUGUUAAUUUCUGCUAUCUCCUCUUAGACCAUUGCAGAUAGGAAACUGAAACUUUGGGAAUUGGUAGACCCAUCUUUAGGGAUGUGCAUGGGAACUUUGGAAAUUUAGUGCCACAGGGUGUUGGGCUUUCCCCAGGGGUGGUUGAUUCUAAAUUCUUUUCACAUUGUAAUUUCUGCCGUCUGCCCUAGACCAUUAGAGUCAAGAAGUUGAAACUUUAGUGAUUUGUAUACCCAUCAUCAGGGAGGUGCAUGGGCACUUUAGAAUUUUAAUGCCACAGGGGGUUGGGCUUUCCCCGGGGGUUGGUUGAUUCUAAAUUCUUUUCACAUUGUAAUUUCUGCUAUCUGCUC
Molecule: messenger RNA, 1404 nt
Organism: Lingula anatina
Lineage: Eukaryota; Metazoa; Brachiopoda; Lingulata; Lingulida; Lingulidae
Product: guided entry of tail-anchored proteins factor 1
Biological process (GO): tail-anchored membrane protein insertion into ER membrane
Cellular component (GO): GET complex
Molecular function (GO): protein-membrane adaptor activity
Source: RefSeq, a predicted model, not a curated record